AUGUGGAAGCUCACGAGCAUAGCACUGAUCGUGCUGCUAGCGCUGACCGCUCUGGUCAGCGUCGACGCCCACGUUGGCCGUGGAAUGCCAGUGCACCACCACUUGCAACCUCGCCUUGGCCAGACGACCGACCGUACCCUCCCCGUUCAGAUCUAUCGUCGUAACACGCCGCACGACAACGCACGCCAGUCAUCAUACCUUCACGAUUCUGUCCAGGACAACAUUCGUCGAGCCUCGGCAUUGAACAACCACCAACUACCCGCAUUUGACCGACGUCAGAGCUCGACCGACUUUGGCGGGUCCACUUCCGGCGGGUCCAGCGCACAAGCAGCAUCGCAUGGUACCACCGAAGCGCAGUCUGCGUCGCUCACUGACGCUUCGACCGAAUGCACGCCGUACAGCCUGCCCAUCAUAGGCGCAAUCAAGUCACAGUUCCCCGUUGUGUGGACGGUGGCAGACCUCAUGGAAGGGGACACGGAAGCGCUGGAAUUGCUGCAGAGCAUCAACGCCUCGGGUCUCGUUCCUACUGACAUCGAAGCUAGAGGGACGCAGCCCAGCUCGCUGAACGGCACUGCGCUAGCAGGCACCUAUCCGCUCGGCGAGGACCCGGACUGCUGGUGGACGGACAAGAUGUGCACCCAACCCAAACACCCGGGAUUGCUAGCGGACAUCACAUCGUGCGCAGAACCCUACACUUGGGGAUACACAUUCGACGACGGGCCCAACUGCACGCACAAUGCGCUAUACGACCUCUGGGCGGCGAACAAUCAAAAAGCGUCGCUCAUGUACAUCGGAUCCAACGUCCUAGACUGGCCGCUCGAGGCGCAACGCGGAAUCGUCGACGGGCACCACAUCUGCGUUCACACGUGGAGUCAUCGCUACAUGACGGCCCUCACAACCGACCAGGCGUUCGCCGAGCUGUGGUACACAAUGAAGGCAAUCAAGUACGUCAUGGGGGUGACGCCGACCUGCUGGCGCCCACCUUAUGGCGAUGUGGAUGAUAGGAUUCGGGCCAUCGCCCAGGGUCUCGGACUGCGGACGAUCAUGUGGGACACAGACACAAAUGAUUGGAACAUCGAGCCGUACGGACCGAUUCCGACCCCAUCGAUGCAGGCAACGUACAGCAGCAUCAUCGCGAUGGCCACCCAGUCCGCCGCUGCGCAGGGAGGCAUCAUUGUACUGGAACACGAACUCGAGCAGUCGGCCAUGAACAUGUCCAUCGAGCAAUACCCUGCGGUCAAAGCGGCCUGGAAGCACGUCGUGCCUCUAACGGCGUGUCUGAACAUCACAAAGCCGUAUGCGGAGGACAUUGCGUAUCCAGACUUUGCGGACUAUAUCGGCGGUAACGUGAACCCUUCAGGCUUGCCAGAUGGACAGAUGUCGAUCAGCUCGACGGCUGUGGUGAGCGCGCAGACGACGCUCAGCGUGACGGGAUCCACGUCCAGCACGCAGAGUGCGACCUCGAGCGCCAGCUCGUCCGCCAACAGUGCGGCUUCCAGCUCGACGGGGAGCUCCAGCUCCAGCUCCAGCUCGUCCAGCUCGAGCAGCAGCCAGCAGCAGAGCAGCCACUCCAACGGCGCCCCCGUUGCGCUGGGCAUGUUCACAUCCGUCCUCGUGGGCGCCUGCGCCAUGCUGUGCAUCCUGCUCAUCCAGACGUGA
Kalmanozyma brasiliensis GHG001 is the source of this 1659-nucleotide messenger RNA. Its product is annotated as Polysaccharide deacetylase. Gene Ontology annotation, cellular component: membrane. Gene Ontology annotation, molecular function: chitin deacetylase activity. Bases 1 to 1659 code for a protein of 552 amino acids. The transcript has a single exon. NCBI's taxonomy places the organism in Eukaryota, Fungi, Basidiomycota, Ustilaginomycetes, Ustilaginales. Gene Ontology annotation, biological process: carbohydrate metabolic process. The record is from RefSeq and is a predicted model, not a curated record.